Paramecium sonneborni is the source of this 659-nucleotide messenger RNA. The record is from the annotation of a GenBank genome assembly. Lineage: Eukaryota; Ciliophora; Oligohymenophorea; Peniculida; Parameciidae.
UGUUAAUUGGAAUAUUGAGAAAAUGUUUUAAUACACUUAGGUAUAAUAAAGAUUUUACUUAGAGAAUAAUUUAACCAACAAUAAGAAUACCUGUAUAGACUUAAUAAUAGUCUAUCUUAAUACCAUUAGAAAAGUCGAGUUAAUUACAAUCCACUAGAAGAGUUUCAUAAAACAUGGAUUAGCAAAUUUCAAAUGUUUCUCCAAUAAGAUAAAUCAUGAAUAAAGUUCCAGUAAGUCCAAAUGUCAUAAAAUAUUCUUAAUAACCCUAAAAUACAUCAAUGACGCCAUAAAAAAUUCCCUAUAAUUAACGUUAAAAUUAGACUCCUACUAAGCAUCUAAAUUAAUAAUCAAGAACUCUUACUCCAAAUGUAUUAUCAUAACAGAGAUAGAGCAUUACAAAUAAAUAAUAUAUUUAAUCUAAUAGAGUUCAUACUGAUGCUGGUUUCUCUACUCCUUUACAUAAUCAAAGAGAGAAAGAGAAUUAAGAGUAUUCAAAUGAUAAUCUAGCUGCAUAAUAUUAAAAUUUAUAAGAGUAAUUGAUACAGUCAGAAUUUAAAAUUAGUUAGCUUGAACAAAAAAGUAGAUAAUUGUAAGAAUAAAGAAAGAAAUUAUAAUAAUAGUUUUUAUAGAAGUCUCCUAAGCUAGCUUCGCAUUUAUGA